Messenger RNA from Drosophila arizonae, 906 nucleotides. Its product is annotated as peroxisomal membrane protein 2. Gene Ontology annotation, cellular component: peroxisomal membrane; cytoplasm. Lineage: Eukaryota; Metazoa; Arthropoda; Insecta; Diptera; Drosophilidae. The record is from RefSeq and is a predicted model, not a curated record.
CAUGUGUGGUGACACUGGCAGGGCUGCAAGAGAAAAACAAAUUCAGGUGAGGGAGUCGCUCAGUCUUUAAACGCCGUUUCUAUCAAGUGCAGCCGCAUCAUGGCACUCUCAAAGCCACUUUAUUCGCUCUUCGGCAGCUAUUUGGAGCAGCUUUUCAAUCAUCCAGUGCGAACGAAAUCCUUAACAGCCUGCUGCUUGGCCACCACGGCAAAUGUUACCGCUCAGCGUUUGGCGGGCGCAAAGAAGCUCAACCAACAAAGCCUCUUCGCUUAUGGUCUAUUCGGCCUGAUCUUUGGAGGCAGUGUGCCGCAUUACUUCUAUCAGACGGUGGAGCGCUUGUUAAGCCAUGAUUUUCGUUUCAGAAAAUUCUUUAUAUUCCUCUUCGAGCGCUUAGGCUAUACGCCGCUUUAUCAGUUGCUCUCGCUAUAUUUCCUAUCGAUCUUCGAGGGCAACUCGCACAGCACAGCUGUUAAGAAUCUGGAGAAACUCUAUUGGCCCGUAUUGCGCGCCAAUUGGCAAUAUCUGUCGGUGUUCGUCUAUCUGAAUAUUGCCUAUGUGCCGCCCAUGUUCCGUUCCAUUAGCAUGGGCAUCAUUUCCUUCAUCUGGGUGGUGUUCCUGGCACAGAAGCGACGUCGCUUCCAGGAGAAACAAGCAGCUGCCAAGUCCACAUAAACGCAACUGCCAACUGUUUAUCUAAAUAUAUAUCUGUGUCUUUAUCUGCGCCUCAAAGGUUCUCAAGCGGGAAUAACUUUGUUUUUUUAUAUAUGAAAUGUGUUUGCUUAUAUAUCUGUGAGUGCUUGUGAGUGUGUGUGAGCGUGUAUGUGAGAACUCGAGGGCCGGUCUUAUCAUCUGUGAAAUUCAAGCUGAAAACCUUAAUAAUUUUUAAUACUUUUUUAUGUACAAUAA